AAUAUUUCUUCGGUGAUGGGAGUUUACGGGUGGAACAGCUCACAGAGACGCGGGGAGAACAGGAGGGAAUUUGCUUUCCUUGCUUUUGUGUCUACACUGGGGAUUUAGCACGGGCUGAGAAACUUUGGGCAGGGCUGCUCGUUAAGGGUGCCAUUUUUGGAAUAGCAAAUGAACAAAUACUACCUAGCUCCCUGCCCACGCUAUACGCCCGCCAUCCCCCAGAAGGAACAACAGCUCGGUGCUGGUGAUUUCGGGGGAGAUCUACAUAGAUCCAAGACAGGUGCCCACUUCUGUCCGUCAAGACAGGACAAUAAGAAAGUGUCCUGUUGUUACCGCACUGCUCUGUUAGGCAAGGUUGGAGGUGGGCUGUGGAGUGGCUUAUGCUUGUUUGCCUUCUUUUGCUUCCUGGGGCAGAACUAGGCCUGGGUAUUGAAAAACCAAACAAGAUUCAAAAGUACUGCCAAGUGGCAUGCAAGUUGCAGGAUCAUUAUAUUUGCCUUCUUCAGCAGCAUCAAGGGAAACUACUUGAAGGUGGGAUGGAUCCUUUGCGGGCGCAGCAGCUGGCAGCUGAACUGGAAGUGGAGAUGAUGGCUGAUAUGUACAACAGAAUGACCAAUGCCUGCCAUCGCAAGUGUGUGCCCCCACACUACAAGGAAGCUGAGCUCUCAAAGGGGGAGUCUGUGUGCCUGGAUCGUUGCGUCUCCAAGUAUUUGGACAUCCAUGAGCGCAUGGGCAAGAAAUUGACAGAGCUUUCAAUGCAGGAUGAGGAGCUGAUGAAAAGGAUGCAGCAAGGGGCAGGGCCAGCAUAAAGUGCCAGCCUUGCAUAAUGGACAGCAUGCUCGUUUGCUCCUCCUGCCCCUCCCAGCAUGGCUGGACUACAUGUUUUUGCCAAUAAACACCAAAAUUAUAUUA
Molecule: messenger RNA, 912 nt
Organism: Varanus komodoensis (Komodo dragon)
Lineage: Eukaryota; Metazoa; Chordata; Lepidosauria; Squamata; Varanidae
Gene: TIMM10
Product: translocase of inner mitochondrial membrane 10
Exons: 2
Coding region: 381-809 (142 amino acids)
Biological process (GO): protein insertion into mitochondrial inner membrane
Cellular component (GO): mitochondrial inner membrane
Source: RefSeq, a predicted model, not a curated record